Messenger RNA from Pocillopora meandrina, 5261 nucleotides. The record is from the annotation of a GenBank genome assembly. NCBI's taxonomy places the organism in Eukaryota, Metazoa, Cnidaria, Anthozoa, Scleractinia, Pocilloporidae.
AUGUCUCUGUUCGGUGAAUAUCCGUGCACUAAUCAAUCAGUUGCUCCAAUCCACAUUGCGUUCACGACGGCCGCAGUAACUGUUCCUUUAUGUCUGUUUACGGUCGCUGGGAAUGUACUCGUCGUGUUAGCAAUCUUCAUCGAUCCAAACAAAGAUCUCAAGUCACCUUUUAACUACUUUGUGGCCAGCCUUGCCAUUAGCGAUCUUUUGGUGGGAUUCGUCGUCGACCCGACUUCGGUAGUGUAUCAUGUAAUGGAAGGAACUGCGAGAAAAAGACCACCAGCAUCCUAUCUUCACGUGCCGUACUUCAUUUCGUGUACAGCUUCUAUUCUCAGUUUGGCAGCUUUAACACUGGAUCGAUAUUUGGCGAUAACGUCUCCGCUAACCUACAGAACAAAGUUAAAUCCUAAGCGAGCAGGUUUUGUGGCGGCUGGCAUCUGGUUAUUCUCACUAAGUUUCCCUUUCAUAUACCUUGUCACGGGUUUCCUCACAUAUUCAUUUGUCUUCCUCCACACAGUCGUGAUUGGCACUCUCUUAAUCAUCAUUCUUACUUAUCACAAGAUCCUUCGUGUAUUAAAAAGUCAAAUGGAACAGUGGAAUUCUUUGGAUCAGACGAACGUAGACAAUCAGGCGAAGAGACAGGCAGCAAGAUGGGAACAGAAAGUAACCGAAACCUUUAUUAUCAUACUGGCUUUCUUCUUAGCAUGCUAUCUUCCUGCCUGUAUCUGCAUUUACAUUGUUAACUUAUGCAAAGCGUGCAGUUGCACUCUUAUACACUGGGCAAGAGAUAUUCCUGCUCUUUUGAUCACGGCUAAUUCAGGAGUGAACCCUUUUGUGUAUGCCUGGCGGUUUGAAAAUUUCAGGAAAGCGUUCGCAAAACUUCUGGGGAACAGAGAGUACUGUAGAAAACAAAGACAAAGAACUUUAACAUUUGACAACAUAGCCAUGCAGGGAACAGAAAGUAACUAAGGCUGCUAUCACAAUAUUGGCUCUAUUCUUGCUGUAUCUCCAGUUAUACCUCUAUUCACUUCAGUGGGUCAGAGAUUUUAAUUUUAUUUUGAUCCUCGCCAUUUCAGGAGCGAAUCCGUUUGUUCGUGCUCAAGUUCCGCAAGGCAUUUUUAAAAUUAUGAGACGUACAGAAAGUGUUAUGGUUAUUUGAGGGAAAGAACAUUAGAAUUUGACACCCUUAAAGGGAAUACUUCAAGUUAUUUAGAGCAGCAAAGAGAAAACCUGCCAAAAAAUACGGCGAAGUCUGAAGAUACAAUUAUUUUUAUCAAGAACGUCUUCUUCUUUGGCUGGGAAAUCCCGAGCCUAAAAACUCAUCAAGACCUCAAGUUAACAAAGUGGCGAACGAAUACAAUUUGUAUAUAUUUUAAAAUUGUUGACUGCCAAUACACAAUAAUUCCUUGAACAGGGAUUAAGACUUUCAACAAUUUGUGUUGGUAAAAAGUGUUGACAAACCUAUCACGACGCCGACCCUGGCGAUUUUGUUGGACUUGGACACCUAGCAUAGUUUAGACUGAAGGAGUACUCCUAUUAAGGCUUUCCUCCCCUAAAUGAGAUGAGGGGAAGGUCUUUGUAUAUUUUUUUAAGUAAAAAUCGCUUUUUAAGAAAUGCAAUAUUGUCCACUGAUAUUUUCUUCAGAGUGGGUAUUAUGGAUAACAUUGUGUGGCAACGGGUGGAAGUUUUUGAGGGGUAUGAAAUUCACUCAGUUCUAAGUACUUCACUUCUGACACCAAAUACACUCAACUAAAUCCGCCAAUCACAAAUGUUAUUAGAACAACCAUGGCACUAACUUACCCAAGAAAACUGAGAAAAAGUGUUUAUAAAGAAACAAACGACAAUAGACAUAAGAUGGGGGACAGGGUAUACAAUAACUUCCUCGUGUGGUUGGCAACAACAUACGAUAAGGAUAGAGGUUCCCUUAUAGUCUACUUUGCUUGAUGAUUGAUGCCCAACCACCUAUUAAAAAUGCCUUCUAGGGCUGUCCUAUGCGUAGCUGUUCUAUCGCUUUUUCUGUUGCUUUUUUAUUUGCUAUUGCUUGCAUCGGUCACACCGAACUUGACUUAAGCUGCGAGUCAACGCUGCCUUAACCAGCCUGUUUCAAAUUCAUGUUGAAUAUCCCUAUUUCACCGUCAAUCACAGCACUAUGUGUCGGCAUUGAAAAUCAUGUUGUCUUAUACGCUUCUUGGUCGUGCUUACCAGUGCAAUGGUGAUGUUUGAGAUGCUCAUGUCGUGGUCUAGUAAGUAAUUAUGCAGUUGUUCGUGCAAUAUUAAAUUUUGUUCUUCCAACUCAACUUCUGGAAGUAGGGUUAACCAGAAUAUAAGCAUAUAACCCAUAAGCUUCUGGUUUAACAAUUUGGUGACUUUGAUCUAGUCUCUUGCGCCCUUUCCACGACCGAAACAACUUCUACUACGGACUGCCAGACUUCAUCCGGGCUCCCAUAAAAUUGCAACACAUGCCGCACUAUCUUUCGCGAAUAAAAAUGUUUUAAUAACUUUCUUAAACCUAUUUACGGACGCAAUGUUUGUGAUGGAAAACGGAAGAUGAUUCCACAAAGUAGGCUGCGUAAAAAGAAUAAUCGCCAAGUGUAACGAGUGAUUUACGCUUACAAGGAGGAAGGCAUAGACCAUCAUUUGAGCGUAAAUUAUGUCUUCCGGUGUCUCUAACAGAAAUAAGGUCGCUUAUACAAGCAAGGGCAAGACUAGGUAAUUAAGAGAAUUUUAAAAGCAAUACGACAUCAUACAGGCAGCCAGUGUAAUGACUUCAGCAGAGGUGCGAUGUGACAAAAUAUGUUCUCCUGGAAUAUUAGGCACACAGCUCUGGGUAUUCUGGACUAUCUGUAACUCAUGUAGAUGACAUUCGCAAGCUACAAACAAGAGACUGUUACAAUAGUCCAGGCAGCUUGAAAUAAAACAUGUGUAAAUGUCUCUGCACAAGUACUUUCUAAUUCUUCUAAAAUUGUAAAGAGGACAAAACGCUGCAGAACUAGUCCUCUAGUAGUGAUAUGAUCAAUCAUAGAAAGGUUUGGGUCAAGCCAGACUUCAAGAUUUUUUAACAGGAGAGUACGGAGUUACAUUUACAUUACCAACUUAGACGUGGCCAAUAUUUAGUAUGGAGAGGUGCAGCUUCGUGCCAUUAAAAAGUAACUCAGUUUUAGCCUCAUCCAACAGUAGUUCAUUGUCACCCAUCCAACACCUGAUCGCCUUAAUACAACGCUCGAUAACAUGCAGCGAUGGUAUCCAAGUGACCCGUGUCAUAUGCGGGGCUGAAGGAGAAUGAAAGGUGGGUGUCGUCUGUGUAGCAGUGGACAGAUGGAAUAUAAUCUUGAACAACAUCUAGUGGCGAGAUCGAACAAAUGAAUUAUCUCAAGAAAGGAGCCUUGAGGAACUCCGCAUUUUAAUUGAAACUCCUCAGGCUGACACCCACGAGCUGAUAUCCGCUGAGUAAGCCCUGAUAAAUACGAUCGCAACCACUUAAAUACCCUGUCCCCAAGUCGCACCUUGUUGAGUGCCUUCAGCAAAAUACUGUAGUCGACAGUAUUAAUUGUAGCACAAAGAUGUCGUUGUUAACUUUCAGGAGAGCAGUUUUAGUGUUGUGGUUCUCCCUGUCAGCCGAUUGCGCAGUCGGAUAUAAGUUCGUGUCAACCAUGUGAUCAUGUAUCGGAUGAAAAACUUCUUUCUAGAAAACUUCGAUGAGAAAGCCAAACUUAGAGGAUAUUAUGCGGCGGCGACAAAAUAUCAAUUUUAAAGUGGUAAGGACAAUAUCUCACGAGUGAGCCCAAGUAUCGCUCUUGCUACGAACAUAAAAUUCAUAUCUUCGAGCUAACGUGUAAUUUUCUUUUUUGUAUACGGACAAUAAAUUCAUCGUUGUCGUUUACCACAAAAUCUUUGCGGUGGCCAUUAUUCCAAACAACGAACAAACCACGUUCAUUCAGCAAAGUUUGAAAAGGCGGAAAUCGUGUCGUCAUCGCUUAAUAUGCCCAUUCGUGUUUUAUACGAAAAAAGUGUCACUCUGUUCCCGGAUGUAGUGAUUGUAUUGAUUCUACGAGUGUUUUAGUUCCCUAUCAAAGUGUUUUUAUUCUUUGAAGAUGUUUGAUAAAGUUGGGGCUUAUAGACCGUAUCAUGAAACAUCAUUAUCAAAAUUAAAAACAUUGUCUCCGACUCAUAGUCUAAGCAAGAAGUAAAAUCCAGUGGGCUCGAAUUGAAAGUAAAGUACAGACUGUGCGAUUUUGAGACGCCAAUAUCACAAAAUAUUGGCGGACUUAGGAGGAACUGUUUUUACGUAUUACUAAUUCGAGCUUCGUAUCUUCCAUUCAAUCCCAUCGUCUGAUUGUAAUUUACUUUUAGUAGCGCUGAAAAUUUGAUUGAGCUUCAUGUCUCUGUUCGGUGAAUAUCCGUGCACUAAUCAAUCAGUUGCUCCAAUCUACACCUCGUUUACUACGGCCACGAUAUGUGUUCCGCUGUGUCUAUUUACCAUCGCCGGAAAUUUACUCGUCGUGUUAGCAAUUUUCAUCGAUCCAAACAAAGAUCUCAAAUCACCUUUUAACUACUUUGUGGCCAACCUUGCCAUUAGCGAUCUUUUGGUGGGAUUCGUCGUCGACCCGACUGCGGUGGUGUACCAUGUAAUGGAAGGAGUUGAGAGGAAACUGCCACCUUUACCCUACUUUCACAUACCGUACUUCAUUUCGUGUACAGCUUCUGUUCUCAGUUUGGCAGCUUUAACACUGGAUCGAUAUUUGGCGAUAGCUUCUCCGCUGUUCUACAGAACACAGCUGAAUCCAAAGCGAGCAGGUUUUGUGGCGGCUAGCAUCUGGUUAUUUUCACUAAGUUUCCCUUUCAUAUACCUUGUCACGGGCUACCUCACAUAUUCAUUCGUCUUCCUCCACACAGUCGUAAUUGGCACUCUCUUAGUCAUCAUUCUUACUUAUUACAAGAUCCUCCGUGCAUUAAAAGAUCAAAUGGAACAACUGAAUUCUUUGGAUCAGACGAACGUAGACAAUCAGGCGAAGAGACAGGCAGCAAGAUGGGAACAGAAAGUAACCGAAACUUUUAUUAUCAUAUUGGCUCUCUUCUUAGCAUGCUAUCUGCCUUCCUGUAUUUGCAUUUACAUUAUUAACUUAUGCAAAGUUUGCAGUUGCACACUUAUUCACUGGGCAAGAGAUAUUCCUCUCCUACUGAUCUUAGCCAAUUCAGGAGUGAACCCGUUUGUGUAUGCCUGGCGAUUUGAAAAUUUCAGGAAAGCGUUCGUAAGACUUUUG